GAGGCGGUUUGGUUGCACGAGGAGUCGCGAGGAGCCUCUGAUGACAGACAGACAGCAGAUCCGCUGCCUCACUGACUGCGACACCUGAACACGCACCGACACCAAACACAUGAAGGAGAGCCAACUAUAGGCGAGGAAGAGGAGGAGGCUUUCCUAAAAAUAUAAAGAAGACUCAGAAGAAGAGGAAAAAGAAGAAGAGGAGGAGGAGAGGAGCGGGGGCAGGCAGCAGUCAGCCGGGUGGCCGGGACACGGAGCCGGACCACGGGGGGAGAAAUCACCGUCACAUCCCAUCACUGCUCGGAGAUGACAAAGGCCCAGUGAAGCAGAGAGAGAUGUCGCAGAAGAAGAUAUUCCUCGUCUUCGUCGCCAUCAGUACUGUCAGUCUACUGCUGCACCAUGGGGGCCACUUGAGCUGGACCAUGGAGGCCUUCCACCUUGGCUGUCCUGCCCUCCGUUCUCACCCUGCCCCAGGCCUGAAACCUAAACACACCAAUGUGGCCUUCCUCAAGACCCACAAGACGGCCAGCACCACCAUGCAGAACCUGCUUUUCCGCUUCGCGGAGCGCAACAACCUCACAGUGGCGUUGCCCGUGCAGGCCUGCAGCCACCAGUUCUGCUACCCACGCUCCUUCACCGCUCACUUUGUCCACCCACACACGCUGCCGCCAAACAUCAUCACCAGCCACAUGCGCUUCAACAAGGCAGAGCUGCAGCGCCUGAUGCCCAACGACACAAUAUAUAUCACAAUCCUGAGAGAGCCGGGCUCCAUGUUUGAAUCCUUGUUCAGUUACUACAACCAGUACUGCCAGAGCUUCAAGAGGGUUCCCAACGGCUCCCUGGAGGCUUUCUUAGAAGAGCCCUGGCGCUAUUACCGACCAGAUGAGAAGGACUCCAUGUACGCACGCAACACCUUGACCUUUGACUUGGGUGGAGACAAGGAUCGCCCAGCAACAGAUGUGGCGUAUGCACGGGCGUUUCUGGCAGAGGUGGAGCGAGUUUUCUCCCUGGUGAUGAUUGCUGAGUACUUUGAUGAGUCACUGGUUCUCCUUCGCCAUCUCCUCUCUUGGGACCUGGAUGACAUUCUGUAUGUUAAACUCAACAUGCGGACGCCGAGCUCAAAGCGGAGCCUGACACCAGGACUUCCAUCAAAGAUCCGUGCCUGGAAUUCCUUAGACGCACGUCUCUACGACCACUUCAACGCCUCCCUGUGGCGCCAGCUGUCAGCUCUGGGUCCUGCCUGUGUGGCAAGGGAAGUGCGACUCCUACGGCGAGCCCAGGAGAGGUUAAUGAGAAGUUGCUUUGGUGGGCGGAUGCCGCUUCUCCGAUCAGCUGCGCAGAUCAAAAACAAGGAUCUCCGCCCCUGGCAGCCUAGCGGAAAAGUCGACAUUGUUGGCUACGACCUUCCAGUAAAUCUCAGCCGUGGGUUCUCGAGCCAGGCCCAGGAGCUCUGCCUCAAGCUCAUCAUGCCAGAGGUCCAGUACACACGGGUGCUCCUACGCUCUCAAUCACUGCGCUACCGCCGAGGCUACCAGCUCCGGCCCCCACAGCAGUCACAUCCCCUCCAGCAGCCCAUACGCACAGUCCUGCCACGGCAUCCUCAAGUGCAACGCAGCCAACUGCCUCCUGCGGCCUCAGGCCCUGCAUCAGGGACAGGCUCCACCUCCACCUCAAAGCCUGCUGUAGGGACUCAAGGUCGAACCACAAAGUUGGGACCUAAAUCCUUGCAGACCCAGGCCUCACAGACAGAAAAAUAGACUGGAAUAUAAUAGUGCCCAAUAGACUGCAUUGUCCUACCCAUCCUGACCCUCGAGACAAUGUUGCUUGAUUGGUGGGGGCUGUUGGGAACACGGGUGUCCUUGGGAAAACGUCUGGGUUGCUCUUGAAUCAGUGUCUCUUCUGCCCCUUACAGACUGAGUUUGGGAUAAAAAUAAACGAGGAACAAGUGAAAGAAAGGGGGCUAGACAUAUCUGGACUUGAACUUGAAUCUCUCCCCUCUAGUCUGUGAAACAGUAUCAGGGUUGGCAGACACAAGGGCGAGAGAAAUCUACACAAGGACUCGGCUCAAUUGCGCGCCUCUGCACGCCCGACAACAGCGGAUGGGAGAGGGUUUUAGGUGAAAGUGGAUCGUUGAAGCAAAUCUGUUAUGUGCGACCGGGACUCAAUAGGGAAGUGGCGAUAUCGGGGGCCUAUUGUGAGGCACAGAGUGGGCAUUGUGUGUAUCACACUGGUAGAGUAUCAUGUUACUUGCUUUCAUUCUCUGUUUCUCAAGCUCUCUCUCGCUAACAUAUGCCACUUAAAGUCCUUGAGAGAGACAUAAUGACAUAAAGGGAUCAGCUGUCAGGUGUCCAAAGAGCCUCCUAAGAGGCCAGACAGACAUUGAGAUCACCUCCAACCAUUAAUACAACAGCACAAUCAACAACUCUUCUUCUUCUUCUCUUACAAACUCUAGAGCCUAAAGCGACGGAGAUAGGGGGCUAAAAAGCCAGAUAGACGAAGAAAGAGAGACUUCAUCCUAAAGACUGGAUGCCAUUAGCGCUAUGACUCACACAGAGACUAUCUACACACAUCAAGCCUGUAUCUCUUCAGCUUUCGACCUCUCUGCAUCCUUCUCUCCAUCCUCCAUCCUCUCAUCCCUGCUGCUACCCUCUGAUUAGGCUCUUAAUCUAAAGAGCAGCACCGACAUCUUGUUUUCUUCACCUCUGAUUGCAGUCUCCAUCCUCGGACCAACAGUUGAGAUCGCAUCUUGCAUCCUGGACACUUUGUAGGUUUCUAGACGUGGGGUUUUUGUUUCCAAUCUCACUGCAAUAAGAUCUCCAGGCCUACGUUCCUAUACAAAAGGCAUGGAUUUAAUAACCUACCAGCAGCCCCACUCCGCGCACACCGGCACAAACGUGAAACACCUUCGCAGGACAAAGACUUGAGGCCCGUGGGUCGCAGUGUUUGAAUAUUUAAUCGUCUCCUCUCACGGCCCUCCUAUGGCUCGUGUUCUUGGGUUACACGGCCGUACAUUUUCAUUAAGAGUACAAGGACCGGGCGAAAGUGGCUCGUUCUGAAACUCGGAAAUGCAGAAGGACAAAGCAAGAGCAUCGAUGAAGGAUGCUUAAAGCCUCGUACGGCUGGUGGGCCGGCUGGUUUGGCUGUGAUCUUAAAAUGUCAUCACUUAUCUCAGCUGUGAUCCAUUUUUAAUCCGUUCUGCUCAUAUUUAAUGUGUCAUUUAUGUUCUUUUAUUCCUCCAGUGAUCAGCAGGACACUGCUAAGUGACUGGGGGGCGGAGGAAGGAUGUCUGAGUGUAUUCAUGAGUGUGUGAGUGUGUGUGUGUGUGUGUGAGCCAGGAAGCAGCUCUAUCUGCUUCAUGUUGUAUUUUUUUUCUCAAGGCCAGCCGAGUUGGCAUGGCAACAAAGGAAAUAAUGUGUGUGAGAUUUAUUAAAACUAUGUAUUAUUUAUUAUCGGGAUUUAAAGAGUCCCAUUACUGUAUUUUUAACUGUUGUUUUUCAUGAAUCACUGGAUAAGGAAACCUCAUAUGUUCGGCAUACCGCUUCAGGCAGCUGAGGUGGAACAAGGCAUGUGGCAAUGAUAUAAAAAAUUCAUUCUAUACAUGUUUUACAUAAUGCAAAACUACAAAGACCACUUCUGAAAACCGCACAUUAAAACAAGUGUAGUCACUUUAAAAUUAAUCUUUCAUUCGGUGGUGCUUAAGUGCUCAACCACACAAAGCUUUUGUGGUUGGAGUCUGUCGCACUGUAGGUUACAAUAAUGAAAAACAUACAAACCGCUGCUGCUCCAGCAGGAGUGGGAAGCGGAGCGGGCGGAAAACAGACCCGCGUAGAGGAUAAACAGUUUUAUGAAGUGGCUGUGAAUAUCUGAAUUCAAAGUGUGCUUAUCUGAACUUACCGGGGGAACCUCAGCUUUGAAAGCACGAGAUGCACAGCAGUUUUUAUUUAUUUACAGGGUGUUUGAAAUGUGUUCAGAUAUGUGUAAUAUUUCUUCAAGGUACAUACACUGCAAGAACUCACUUUAGAGGAUAAGGCUGGCAUUUUUCUACACUUUUCUUCCUGUCAACAAAUCCCACGAAAAAGGCCAAAACCAACAAUGUGUCAGUCCGUCUGCCAGCUUCUCCACACUGUCUGUGGCACACGGCUUUAAGUGCAUUGGUUCCUGCUGUAAAGCUUUAAAAACUGAUCACAAAUAAGUGGUUUAAUCUUUGAAAAAGGCUCAGCAAUUUUGUUAAACAGCUGGGCACUGUAGUUUUUAGCAAAUGUUGCUCAAACAGGAGAAAUAGUGCAUUUAUUUGGGACUAUUUUCAGCUGCGGAUGAAUACACAUUUAGAGGAUUAAUGAGUAUUUCCAGCAGCAGAACUGUAUAAAAUACAGUGCCCCUGUUUGUCGUAACGAUGGAACAUGUCACCCAGUGCAACAGUGGGACACACUGAUGUGUUUUUGACAGUUGUCUGACAACAAUGGUGCGGUAGUACGAUCAAUCCAUUGUUGGGUUUCGUCUUUUAAUUUGAUUUGUUGACAGUAGGAGGAAUAUAGAAUAUAACCAGACUUAUCCAUGCUGUAUAUUACGGUACACUAUAUUUUGAUUAGCUUGAUUAGCUGCUACAUGUAAAGAAAGCAUUCUGGCUUUGAAUUAAACUCCUAAAUUGCUUCAACCUGCUGUAAAAUAAUAAGAAAACACUAAAUUUCUAUGUUUGUCUGUCACUCAUUAAAGGGCGGGUCCAUUAUUGUGUUCUUAUAUCAUUCUGUAGCUUCUCAGUAGUGUUGCUUAUGUCUUCAAAUCCAAAAAUUUAAAGUUUGAACCUCCACGUUUUAGCAUCAAAAUGCUAUUUUUCCAUGCCCUUCUAAAAACGUUUGCCCACGUGACCUGGCAAAGGUAGAUUAGCAAUAUUCAGUGAGCCCUCUGGAAGCUAAGCAGCGUGUUGCUGUCGACGCCGUGUUAGUUUGGAUCCGAAAGUCACACAAUACCACAAUGAUCGAAGCAGCGGUACAGCAGCAACUUCCAUGUUCUGCGAGGUAAAAUUACAGGUUUUGUUAAAGGAGUCUGGUGGCUUUGAAGAGCAUUAUAUUGUGGCGUAAGUUCCCCGUUAGAAAGGGCUGUCUGACAGCAAGGUAAAGUGGUGAAAUUAUUACACUGACUAUGAAUAAGUACCUCACACAACCCCUUUUAAAUAUACAAACUAACCCUUUUAGUUAUAUUUAUUAUUGUUAUUAUCAGCAAUUGCCGCUCAAGCCUAUGUCAUUGCUUUUUGCUCACAGCUUAGUGGUCCAUUUAAUUUAAAAAAUACCAGAAAAGAACACAGAUGGACCCGCCCUUUAAACAUUUAAGGAGACCAAAAGUGUUCAAUAUUAAAUAGAUGAACAGGACAUUAUAAGAUAAACAAUUAUGUAAAUAAAUUUUGAUAAAUAAGCUUUUUUUGCAGGUCAUUUUUAUUUCAUACUGCUUUUAAAAUUAAAUUAAAUUGAAUUAAAAUUUAUUUUAAAUUAAAAAAAAAAAUUAUUAUUUCCGAAUUAUUUUCUUUCUUUUUUUUUUUAACCACAGUCUGUUUUUGUCAAGCAAGGCAAAAGCAGUUAUGUUGCUUGGGUCUGCAUUAAACAAAUGCACUUUGGAAAAGCUACAAUUUGGGAUAAAACUGACCAGAAAUAAACCGAGGAAAAUCAGCAUCCAACAAUGUAUAAUAUUUCCAAAUUUCAUGGUUAUAUUACAGAUUGUCUCAUAUAUUCAUUUAAUUCUGCACACUUUUGGUCUCCUCAGAAAUUGUGUUUUUAACCUUAAGGUGGAGUUCAGGUACUGUCAGUACAUUACUGUGGUAAAAUAAACUAAAAAGUAUAUUAUGAAAAUGGGUAUUUGCAAACACUUUCCUCCCAUGUCUGUGUCUGACAGGGAGCCAGCUGAAGAAUAUGUUUUUAUUUCCUCUCAACUGUUCAUUUAUGAUCCAUUUCUUCACGGCUGUGUCUCUGUAAGUGCUGUUAUGAUUGUAGGAGUUGUUCGCCCGGGUGUUCUGCUUCUUGUGGGAGACUUUCAGUAAUGGUCAUGCUGUCGUGUCUGAAGUGUCGACUAUUCUUCUUUGAAAAUGCCAGAGGGGCUGUGAAACACUAAAAUCUCAUCAUCUCCACAUUAGCUGCCCCUUAUUCAGUUUUACUUUUUUAGAGCGACAUUGCAAAGCUGUUCUUUAUUUUCGGUUUACUGAAACUUUUUUCUUGUGGAGUCUGAUAAGCUUUUGGGUCUCUGCUGAUGAUGCAGGGAAGAAAAGAAAAACGUUCAUUGACAUCGGGUGAAAGUGAUGAUUUUUUGACCGUAUUUUCCUCUGUCUUUGAUCUGCUCAUGAUUUAUUCCCAUCCUCUGUUUAUGGACUUAUCUGUGAACUGUGAAGAACGAGAUGGGGUUUUUUUCCCAUUGUGGUGAUGGAGUGGAAGAGCUUGGGUGGGUGACGGGGCUCUGAACAAAUGCCCUACGACAAUCAGAGCUAGGGGCCCCAAAGCUGUGUAACAAUGGACGGUGAACGGGACGAAUAAAGU
Epinephelus moara (kelp grouper) is the source of this 6515-nucleotide messenger RNA. It is a transcript of the gene gal3st3, whose product is annotated as galactose-3-O-sulfotransferase 3. The transcript has 3 exons. Gene Ontology annotation, cellular component: membrane. NCBI's taxonomy places the organism in Eukaryota, Metazoa, Chordata, Actinopteri, Perciformes, Serranidae. The record is from RefSeq and is a predicted model, not a curated record. The coding region runs from base 333 to 1754 and encodes 473 amino acids. Gene Ontology annotation, biological process: glycolipid biosynthetic process. Gene Ontology annotation, molecular function: galactosylceramide sulfotransferase activity.